GCCGCCCCAGUGAAGAUGGCGGCUGAGCUGCAUCCUCGCAGCGGUAAACUAAUCGGUCUGUCAAACUCGAACCGAACAGCACAAAGGAACCAGCCGGUUCAGGAGUUUAAUCACGGACUAGUACUGAGCCGAGAGCCGCUGCGUGACAGAGAUGUCUUCACGGUGCGGAUCGACAAGAAGGUGAACUCGUGGAGCGGCUCAAUAGAAAUAGGUGUGACGGCACUGGAUCCGGCGGCUCUUGACUUCCCCAGCAGCGCCACAGGACUGAAAGGUGGCUCGUGGAUCGUGUCGGGUUGCUCAGUAUUAAAGGAUGGUCGCUCUGUGCUGGAGGAGUACGGCCGCGACCUGGACCAGCUGGGUGAGGGCGACCGUGUUGGGAUCCAGCGCAACGGGAGGGGUGAGCUGCACCUUUGGGUAAAUGGACAGGACUGCGGUCCGGCUGCUAGCGGCCUGCCUUCGCGCCUGUGGGCUGUGGUGGACCUCUACGGAAAAUGCACUCAAGUCACAGUGGUCAGCUGCGAGCCCCCACCAGAUACAGAACAAGAAGACUUAGUGGAAGAGGAAGAUGAGGCAGCAAUAGGAUCACCAGCUGCUUCCAUACCAAACCUGGAGGACAAGACAGGGGCCUUGGCAUUGCCCACUGUUCCUGCUAUAACUACAAUAGUUAAUGGUUCAGCAGAGGAAGUGCCUGAAGUUACAAGAGGACACAGCCGACCAGAGAAAUUCCCCAACAACUUUGAACCCGAUUCUGUCCUGACAGAGCACCAGUUAUUUGAUGUGUUCAACAAUGCAAUUGUCUCACUGUACCGAUCGGAAGAUGAGGGUGGAGAGGACCAGGGAUCGGGAGGUACAGGUGGGGGGAACUCGGACUCUUCCAGAGGAGGAACAGGAAGCAGCAGUGGAUCUAGAGGAACAGUGGAAGUAAAUGAUAACGGUGCUGGAGCCAGUGCUGAAGGCAGAUCCAGCACCAAUAACAGCCCAUCAGAAAACGGAGGAGGUGCGGCAGGGAUGGCGGUAGGUGCUAGCAGUAUAACCACCAAUGAUGCCCUGCUCUUCCAUGAGAAGUGUGGAACACUGAUUAAACUGAGCAACAACAACAAAACAGCAGAGAGGAGAAGACCACUGGACGAGUUCAAUAACGGCGUGGUCAUGACCAACCGUCCACUCAGGCACAACGAGAUGUUUGAGAUCCGCAUUGAUAAACUGGUGGAUAAAUGGUCAGGAUCUAUUGAGAUUGGAGUGACAACCCACAACCCCAACAAUCUGGACUACCCUGCAACAAUGACCAACUUGCGCUCAGGUACAAUCAUGAUGAGCGGCUGUGGGAUUCUGACCAAUGGGAAAGGCACACGAAGGGAGUACUGUGAAUUCAGUCUGGAUGAGCUUCAGGAGGGAGAUCAUAUAGGGCUGAUGAGGAAAGCCAGUGGGGGGUUACACUUUUACAUCAAUGGUAUUGACCAAGGCGUGGCUGCUAACCAGACUCCAGGUAUAGUAUAUGGGGUAGUGGACCUCUACGGCAUGGCUGUAAAAGUCACUAUCGUCCAUAAUCACAACCACAGUGAUCGUUUGCGUCGAAACAAUGCUAUUAUGAGGGCCCUGUCACCUGACGUGGGGCGACCUCGGGCUGGCCUUUCAUUGAUCUCAGACCCUGAAGCCCCGGAUCGACUGCUCUUCCACCCAAACUGCGGCCAAAAGGCGGCCAUAAUCAGCGAUGGCAGAACCGCACUGCGACCUCAUGCGACAGACGAUUUUAAUCACGGAGUGGUGCUAAGCAACCGUCCUUUACACGCGAACGAAGUGUUCCAGGUGCGCAUAGACAAAAUGGUGGACAAGUGGGCGGGGUCUAUAGAGAUUGGAGUGACCACACAUAACCCUGCCUAUUUACAGCUACCUUCAACUAUGACCAACCUGCGCUCAGGAACAUGGAUGAUGACAGGGAAUGGAGUGAUGCACAAUGGAACUACAAUACUAGACGAGUAUGGACAUAAUUUGGACAGACUAAAAGCUGGAGAUACCGUAGGCGUGGUACGAAAGGACGAUGGCAGUCUGCACUUUUUUGUAAAUGGAGUACCUCAGGGGCCAGCAGCCUGGAAUGUACCACCCAAUGUUUAUGCAGUAGUGGACCUGUAUGGCCAGGCAGCGCAAGCAACCAUCAUGGAUGACAUGGCUGACCUCCCUCCUCUACCGGACGAUAGUUCAGAGGGACCGAUAGCAAUGUCUCCAGGUAGUCCAUGUUCUGUAACAGGAGUCAGUGCAUCCAGCGACCUGCGCUUCCAUCAGCUGCAUGGCACUAAUGCUGUCAUUACCAAUGGUGGUCGCACAGCAUUUCGCCAGAACUGCCGCAGCGAAUUCAACGAUGCCAUUGUCAUUUCUAACAGGGGCCUUCGUGAUGGAGAGUUGUUUGAAAUUGUGAUCCAGAAGAUGGUAGACCGCUGGUCAGGCUCUAUAGAGGCAGGUGUGACUGCUAUUAGGCCAGAUGAGCUGGAGUUCCCCAACACUAUGACUGAUAUUGAUUACGACACCUGGAUGCUGAGUGGCACAGCGAUCAUGCAGGAUGGGAACACGAUGCGGAAUAACUACGGCUCUGACCUGGACACGCUGGGCUCGGGGUCCAGGAUUGGAAUGAUGCGUACAGCAUCUGGAGACCUGCACUAUUUUAUAAACGGGUUGGACCAGGGGGUGGCAUGUACUGGACUACCAUCAGAGAUUUAUGCAGUGAUUGAUCUGUAUGGGCAGUGUGUACAGGUGUCCAUUACCAGCUCAUCUGGCCCUCUGGAUAACAGCUUGUGUACCAGUAAUAUUACUGAAAAGAGUUUCCCGAUACACUCCCCAGUGGCAGGAGUGGCUCAUCGCCUGCACAACAAACAUGGUAAAAAUGUAGUGUUACUUGGUGAAGGAUGCCAGGCAGUCAGGGUGGGUGGUUAUUCCCACGGAAUUGUCUUCAGUGCAAAAGAGCUUAAGACGGAUGAGCUGUUUGAGGUGAAGAUAAACGAGGUGGAUGAGCAGUGGUCUGGUUCUCUCCACAUUGGCUUGACGACGCUGCAGCCCCCAGAUCUGCCCUCCUGCCCCCUCAGUGGCCUCUCUCCUUCCCUUACUCAGCUCCGAUCAAAGGUUACCUGGCUGCUGGCUGGUUCAGAAGUCAGACGUAACGGAGUGCUGCAGAGGCAGAACUACGGCUGCUCUCUAGAUCGGCUGACGGUUGGGAACCGCGUUGGAGUUAAGAGAUGCAGUGAUGACACCAUGCACAUCUUUAUAGAUGGAGAGGACAUGGGAGCUGCAGCUACGACUGUGGCCAAGAAUGUGUAUGCAGUGUUGGAUCUGUAUGGAAAGGUGACGGCAGUGUCAGUCGUCAGCUCCACUCUAAUAGAGGACAAUGACAGUGUAAAGGCUCCAUCACUCACAUCUGACAGCUCCAGUGAGGGAGAGGAAGAUGCUACUCCGUGUGAGAGUGAGUUAGCCCAGGCACCAGUUACAAUGUCUUUUCUGGAGAAUCAUGGGAAAAACAUCCAGCUGUCCAAUCAGAACCUGACCGCUGCCCGAGUGUCAAGCUAUAACCAGGGCCUGCUGGUCACCGCCCAAGCUUUAUCUCGCCAGCAGCUCUUCCAGUUUCAGAUAGACAGAUUAAACUCAUCCUGGACGUCGUCUCUGUCUCUGGGUAUCAUUGGUCACUCUCCUGAUCGGCUCAACUUCCCUUCUACAGCCUGCUGUCUUAAACGCUCUGUCUGGCUUCUGCAGCGGGACUCUGUCUUCCACAACUCACUAAAGAUAUGUGAGAAUUAUGGGCCGAACUUGGACACAUGUCCUGAGGGGACAGUGCUGGGUCUGCUGGUAGAUGCUAAUGGCUGUCUUCACCUGUAUGUAAAUGGGAUGGACCAGGGCAUAGCAGUCCAGGACAUCCCAAGUCCCUGCUACCCCCUCAUCGACCUUUACGGACAGUGUGAACAGGUUACCGUAGUUACUAGCCAUGUGGCGGCAGUAGGUGCAGAGAGUGGUGAAGUGCGGUGCCAAGGAGAUAUGGAGAAGGCUGAUAUGGUGGAUGGUAUAAAGGAGAGCGUAUGCUGGACGCCUCCUCCCGAGGUGAACACCAAUAAGGUAUGCGAGUACCAGGCGCUGUGCUCCAGAUUUAAGGACCUGCUUACACUACCUGAUGGUUACUUUAAUGAGGAUGCCAAAUAUAACCUGUGUUACUGUGAGUCAUGUCAUAAGCUGCGUGGUGAUGAGGCUUACUACAAGCGUGGAGAGCCACCCAGAGACUAUGCCCUUCCCUUCGGCUGGUGCCGCUUCGCUCUAAGGAUAAAGCCGCACUGUGAUGUAUCGAACACCUUUAAGAAGUGGCACAUUGCAUACCACGGGACAAAUGUGGGCUUACUCCGCCGUGCACUGGAUCAAAGCCAGCUCCUAUCAGCAGACUCGUCCUCUGUGUUUUCUGUGUCCCCGGUGAAAGCAGAGGGCCACGGCAGCUACGGUGAGCCAGAUGAGAACAGCGCUCCAGAGAGAGAGGUACCCCGCGCAUGCCUCUCACCCACUAUGCGCUACUCUGGCCUGGAGGCCUUCGCCCCUAAAGUGCAAUUCAGAGACCCACGCUCCCUGCGCUGCCACCAUGCCCAGGUUGGCUUCCAGGUAUGUGUGCGCCCGGGCUCCUACAAGGUUGGCCCUCAGUCAGUGGGCAUCAGCGAGCCGCUGGAUCCUAGAUUUAGCAACACCGAGAUCGAGUGGAUCACCAAGGAGAAAGGGGGCAUCCUGCUGUACGGCCUGCUGAUCCGCGUGGAGUAGAGAGAAAAGUGGAGGAGACUGGUGUGGAGCGAUGUGGAGUAGCUCCUCCGUUCUGUUUAAGCACUGAACAUGUCACAUGUCUGCAUCUGGUUACUGUUCUCCAAUCAGGAUGAAGUUUAAAGCUCUCAGCCGUUUGUUUGUUCGUUCUUAUUUUAUAUGAAGCUGAUUCUUUUUUUGAGUCACAUUUUGCACUUUAUGUUUUGGACACUUUGGAUGAUUUUCUUUAUUCUAACGGACAUUAGACUGUAUGUUGUUGUAAAUAUCAUACAGUUUAGCUUUUUUUUCUCCUCUCUUUCUCUGUACCGUCACUCCCACUUGGCAAGUCGGAAUUCUCCCUUCUAUCAGAAUUACGCUCCUCAGACUCAACAAAUCAGCUUAUAGCACAGCCCCGGAUCCUGUGAUGAUUUUUUUUUUUGGUGUUUUAAAAACUGCUAGCAAAAGACAAAUCAACCUGAACUAAACAAAGAGAAAAACAGCAAGAGAAAAACAGUGUAAACAUUGACAAAAAAAGGAAAAACACUUGAAACUAGCAUCAGGAAGUGACGUCAUGUUUGAGGUCUUUGAUUUUUUUUUUGCUGUUCAUGUCGAUUCCACUUGACACAAGCUGUCUGCUGUGUAUUUACACAAACACGUGUACAUAGAACGUUUUAUCGGUUACACACAGUAUUACAUUUUUACUCCGGAGAUCUGGAAUGAUGUGUGACUGCCUCUUUCUAAAGUGUGUAUAUACACAGCAUAGAGCUAGCGUGGAGUGGAAAACGUUUGUUGCUUUCUUCUUUUCUUUUGGGUCCAACGUGGAACAUUGAAACAUUGGAGCAGUUGUAGUAGAAUCCCUUCAUAUACAUUUACCACCUCUAGUUUAAUGUCUUUUAAUCAACAGUGUACUGUUGUGUAAUGAGCUGGAAUAGAAUAUUGAAGGCUGGUGAGACUGUUGACAUUGGCAAAAGUUUGUGAACACCAUCUAAUUAAUCAGUGGCAUUUAAUAAGGCACUUUCAUUGGUUGCUUCCUUUCCAGCAAAGCAGUCUGUCAAAUGUUUGCCCUGCUUGAGCUGCUCCAUUGCCAGUAUUAUGAGAUGGAAACAUCUAGAAGCAACAACUACUGAGCCAAAAGCUAGCAUGAAAACAAUAUCAGCACAUAAUCUGAGAGGAACUGAUUUGGGGUUUUUUUGGGCUGACCAGACACACACAAGCCUAAGAUCACCAAACCCAGUACCGUUAUUGGGACUUUGGAGCAUUUGCAUUGAUGACUUAUGUUGUCGUGUAAGAUCUAGUGGAGUGCUGUUAUGGAUGCAAAGGAAGCCCAGCAUCUUAACACUGGGAUGCGGUGUCCACGAACUUGGCCAUACAGUGUUCCCCAUUAUGCAAAAAGCUAAUCAUUUCUGAACUUCACAAGAAUGAGAUAUUCUGUCUUUCCUCUUAUAAUGAAUGUAUUUUUGCCUGUGAAACACAUGGAAAGGUGAUCACUGAUUGGACAGGAGAAGCACAUGCUGCGUUCCAUUGCACUUACCCAAAGUGACUUACAAUUGUGACCAAAUGCAUUCCAAGCAAUUGAGGGUUAAGCGUCUUGCUCACAGGCCUAAUUAUGGCAACCUGGCAGUGGUGGGGCUUGAACCAGCAAUCUUUUGAUUUUUAGUCCAAUGCCUCAUCUGCUGAGCUACCACUGCCUUUAAAUGCUUCUGAGAAUCUGCAUGCUGACAGAAAGAGAUCAAAAUUGUGGCUGCUUCUAACCUUGAUGAUUUAUCCAACCAGCGCAGUGUUAUUCAGACUUUUCUUUUUAACAGAUCCCAGAUUCCACAUGUGUAACGAAUUUGGCUAUGUCUGGAGGUGGGAUGGGAAUGGCAGAACAGCCUAACCUUUGGGAAGUGCUCUUGUCAGUGUGCUUUCAGUGCUUGUUCCAAGUUUGGAUAAAAAUAAAAGCAAGACCCUUACUACUAAAUCUUCAGAGCAAUUGAGAGUGAUCCACCUGAUCUGAUCACCAGGGUUUGCACUCUGGUUUCCUUCCACCUCCCAAAAUGUAGAAGAUAGAUUGGCUACUCUAAGUUGUAGUUCCUGCUUUUGAAGUUCCUGCUUGUGUUCACUGUUUCUAUAUGAUGCCACAUCCACUAGCGAGAAUGAAUGAAGGAAGGAAGAACAUUUUUGCUUCCUGACUUAGAAUUGUGACUUAACGACUGCACAUUUCUGAGCUGGAGGUGAUCCUCUCUCGAAUCCCCAAGACAAUGUAACGCAGCAUACAACUAAAAUCCUGUAAAACACAAGGUAUCUUGGGAAAUUAAGUUUACACUGCUUCUAUUUUUCUGUUUGAAUAUUGUUUACUGUUAUUUAUUUUGAUCUAAGCUCUUUAUCCUGGUCAGGGUCGCAAUGGGCCUGGUUUCUCCAGGAAACACUAGGCGUAUGACAGUAAUUCCCUGGACAGGUUGCCAAUCCAUCACAGGGUAUAUCCCCUCCGACCCAGACAUAGCCAUAAUGUCUGUGCAGACACCCGGCCAGUUACAAGAACCCGGAUCUCAUUGGUGGUGGGCUAGUGUUACAUACCGCUUCGCCACCUGAGCGCCUACAAUGAUUUUAAAAACCUUGCAGUUGUUUGUACUAUUUUAAUUUCUCCAAAGACAUCUCUGAAACCCAAGAUUCCUCCUUUUAGUUGCCAAUAUGAACUCAUUUUUUAUGUGACAAGAACCACUAUGUUGCCAAGGGCCGUGUCUGAAUGCUUGCUACGUAAUGUGAAAAGUGAAUACCCAGGGUUCAUGUUGGCCAUUGCUGCUUUUUUUUUUUCAACUGUCCAAUUGUAUUAUUUGUUUAUGUCAGUUUUAUUUUUUAUUUCCUUACGUUGUACAGGCUGUUACGUAACACUAAUAUUAUCUUCCUGAUUUGUAAGAAAAUAAAAACACAAAAAUCGAAAGUUAUGCACUGUA
This is a messenger RNA of Trichomycterus rosablanca, 7682 nucleotides long. It is a transcript of the gene neurl4, whose product is annotated as neuralized E3 ubiquitin protein ligase 4. Lineage: Eukaryota; Metazoa; Chordata; Actinopteri; Siluriformes; Trichomycteridae. The record is from RefSeq and is a predicted model, not a curated record. The transcript is spliced from 29 exons. Bases 16 to 4773 code for a protein of 1585 amino acids. Gene Ontology annotation, molecular function: ubiquitin protein ligase activity.